AGUGUUUGUUUUUCAUCAAAAAAAAAAGAAGUGUUAGUUACGGCGUUAACGUAACAAUAACAGAAAGCCAAAGAGAGCAUAGCGUUUCUCGGCGUCACUGUGAAGCCAACCCAAAACCCUACUUGAACCUUAUUUCACUUCAUUCAUUCUCAUCGCCAUCACAACCACCAUGUCUCUCAGAUUUCUCCGAUCUCGUUUCUUUUCCGUCGCAUCCAAACGAUUCCUCUGCACCAAUGCAGCUCCUGCUACUCCUCAACCUCCUCCUGGUUCCGUCACUUCUCCUAACCGCUGGAAUUUCCUCAAAUACACCGUCAUCGGUGCCUUAACUGGAACCACUGCCCUCACCGGUUACGCCUCUUACGCUUAUAAUUUGGACGAAAUUGAUGAGAAAACAAAGUCCUUUCGUGAAUCGACGAAGUAUACUCCGGCUGAUGGAGCUACUUCUCUCGAUAAGUUUCAAGGGAUGUUAUACUCAACUGCAGUGACAGUGCCUGCUAAAGCAGUAGAGCUGUAUUUGGAUGCAAGAAGGUUAAUUGAAGAACAAAUUAGGAGUUAUACGGAACCAUACACAGAUAAACUCCUUCCAGAUUUGCUUCCUCAAGAGCAACAUGUGUUCACACUUGUUGUAGAUCUCAAUGAAACAUUGAUUCACUAUAUUUGGAAGAGAGAUACUGGCUGGCAGACUUUUAAAAGACCUGGAGUUGAUGCUUUCUUGGAACAUCUAGCCCAAUUCUAUGAAAUAGUGGUGUAUACAGAUGAACAAAAUCAGUUUGUAGAUCCUGUUAUAGAAAGGCUGGAUCCCAAGCACUGCAUUAGGUACAAACUAUCAAGGCCUGCUACUAAGUAUCAGGAUGGGAAACACUAUAGAGAUCUUUCAAAAUUAAAUAGGAAUCCUGCAAAAGUUAUGUACUUGAGUGGUCAUGCUUUAGAAAGUUCCUUACAACCUGAAAACUCUGUUCCUAUUAAGCCAUGGCUGCAUACUGAUAAAGAUGAUACAGCUCUUGUAGAUUUUAUACCAUUCCUCGAGUUUGUUGCCCGUAGUAGUCCGGCUGAUAUACGACCAGUGCUACAGUCUUACCAGGGACUUGAUAUUCCAAGUGAAUUCAUCCGACGUUCCAAAGAGCAUAUCAGGAAAAAACAGCAACAAAAAAGCUUCUGGAGAAAUUGAUCGAAUAACAAUAUUGAAUUGGAUGACACAAGUUUGGCGGCAAGCUGAGGAAAAGAUUGUCAGUUUCAUGAUUGAUUAGCCAGUUCACCAAAGUUUUUUGAAUCCAAUGCAAAUCUAGGAGUGAUUAAACCAAAUAGAUAAAAUGUAGCUUUUUUCUAGUCUUGAACCAUAAUUUUUUGGCCUACAUAAUUCCUUUGCUGGAAAGCACUUGUUGAUUUUAAAGGUUUUUGUUGUUUUUUGUCUAAUAGAAGAAUUAGUUCUUAAUGCCCUUGGUUUCCUGCAAGGCUACGUGCUUGAAUUUCUGUUAA
Messenger RNA from Trifolium pratense (red clover), 1476 nucleotides. RefSeq names its product mitochondrial import inner membrane translocase subunit TIM50. Gene Ontology annotation, molecular function: phosphoprotein phosphatase activity. The record is from RefSeq and is a predicted model, not a curated record. The coding region runs from base 170 to 1168 and encodes 332 amino acids. NCBI's taxonomy places the organism in Eukaryota, Viridiplantae, Streptophyta, Magnoliopsida, Fabales, Fabaceae. The transcript has 9 exons.